This is a messenger RNA of Fusarium venenatum, 309 nucleotides long. RefSeq lists its product as uncharacterized. Lineage: Eukaryota; Fungi; Ascomycota; Sordariomycetes; Hypocreales; Nectriaceae. The record is from RefSeq and is a predicted model, not a curated record.
AUGGCCAGUCUCGAGAGCCAAGUAUCAAAGCAGGGCGAGGCCCCUCUCCAGAACUACAAUGAAGAUGCAGAACAACUGGCUACCCUUGCAGAAGGCAAAGUCGCUGAUGCAGUAAAGAAGACAAGCACAAGAGAUCAACCUCGCAAGGAUGACAUCAAGAUCGAAGAUUAUACUUCCGACCUUGACAGGAAAAAGGCCGAGCAGGCUGAGGCUAGAGAGGAAAUCAAAUCCCAGAGGAAAGAAGGUGUUGAUGUUGAUGGAAGUCUUGGUCAGGGCAGGUUGAGCAACGAAGACAACAGCAGUGUCUGA